AUGUCGGUCCAUUCCGCCGGCGUGACUCCGGCCAUGGCUGCAGUCGCCUUGAACACAUCAUCCGUGCGUGCGUGCACACGGAUGGUGCCAAAGACGGUGGCGCUGGCACAGGCGUCGGGUCUGCCGUUCGGCCUCCACCUGUCGACGAUGAGUGGGCAGGAGAUGCGAUUGGUGGAUGAAGAGCUCUUGGCGUACAAGCCAGAUCCCGCCGCGGUGCUGCGGAGCGGACGACAGGACGAUGCAACAGUGCAAGCACUGUCGCCUCAGAACGCGUCUGCUGCCGGCGUCGCAGGGCCAGGCGCAAGUCGCGGUGGAAGCACCGUGCUUGGACUCCCAGUUGCUGAAAGUUUUGUUGGUCUGACUUUUGUCGUCCCAGACUCGCGGGAGAACACUGCGACCCCCGUGCUCAUCCCCGCCAGUCGCCGCGACGCCAGUGUCGGCGAGGCUCUUGCCUCUGCCGCGCCGCAUGGGCAGGCGGAGGCAGAGCCGAGCCGCCGCGGUGGGGCUCACCUGCUCAGCCCGCAGAGCCAAAGCGGUAACGUGGCUCAGCAGCAGCAGCAGCCGUCCCAGACGCUGCAGCAGCCGCGCGUCAGCAGCCCCAUCUCCGGCAUGACUUCGUUUGUCACUCAGCGCAACUCGCUGCUCAUCCCCAGCAAGGCGCCCGUGGUCCAUCUCCCGCCAGACUCGUGUAACGCUUGCCGUGGUUAUUUCAACCGCCAUUGCGUCUCGCUUUCCUCAGGCGACUGGAAAUGCUGCUUGUGUCCGCACAUCAACCCUCCACUACGGCGGGCAGUGCGCCCCGAAGAGCUGAUGCAUGACACGAUCGAGUACAAUGUGGCACAAGACACGCCACUUGCAAUGGCGCACCCGGAACCGGUCAUCGUCCUGCUGUUCGACGAGAACAUUCCCCAGUCCCACGUCAAGGAGACAAUCAUUGCGCUCAAGAACACACUCGACGACAUGCCUCGGUCGGCGAAAGUCGCAGUCGUCACUUUUUCCACUCUAGUCUCCGUCUACCGACUCACGGCCACGGCGUCGUCGAGCUCGGAUGUAUUCCCAGGCUCCACACUCCUCAGUCUGGAUGACGCAGCCCAGCUGAGCGAGUCCUUGGACUCGUACAUUGUUCCUCUCCAUGCGAAUCUGCUGGCCGUCAUGCGCGCCGUCUAUCUGUCCAACCGUUCGACGGGGCCGACGUCCUCUCCUGCAGCUGCCAAGUGCUGUCUGGGAUCCGCUCUGGCGGUUGCCGAGACGCUCCUGAAGCAAUGGACAAGGCGAUCGAAUACGCCUCAGUUGCCUCGCGGAAGUCAGAUUAUCGUGUUCGCAUCAGGGCAUCCGAGCUACGGCCCGGGCGCAGUUGUGGAGGAGCAUGAGAUGAUGGACGUGCUUGUUAAUAUUGUGUGCAUUGGGUUUGCGUACUUUUGCAUUCCAGUUCUUCGCUCGGCUAUCCAACCAUCUGGCGGCACGCUCGUCAUGCACAAUGAAGUUCGACAGGAAAUGGCGGCUGAUUUGCGAUUCCUUUUGUUGCAGCCCUAUGGACGCGAUGGACGAGUCUCGUACAAGUGCUCCACCAAUUCGAUCGAGCUAACGCAUGUUAUUGGUCCUGCGUCGCCAUUGCGUGACACGGACAAGAUGGGGGCGGACGACUUGUGCUUUUUGGCAACAGUGCGUCCACAUCAAAGUCUCGGCGUUCUAUUCGAGGUCGUGCGCGACAUUACCGAUGAAAAUGUCUUUUUCCAGUUUACAUCGCAGUACACCAAUCCCAUGGGCGACCUCGUUCACCGUGUCACAACCUUGCGCUACUCGACUACCACGGAUCGUGCUGCCUUGCUGGACUCUGCGGACACGGAUGCCUGUGUGGCAUUCAUUGCCAAGCAGGCGAUUCUUGCCAGUCGAGAUGGCGCAACACCAGCCCAAAUUGUUUCCCAGCUCGACUAUCAACUCGGCUUUGUGUUGAAGGCGCAUUCUGAUUUCGAUCGCUUCAACCAUCAAACCAAGCUCGUGCUUCCGACGGCCAUUGAAGAUUUGCCUUCCAGAAUGUACCAUCUGCGACGAAGCCCCAUGCUGGCUACCCAGAUGCAGCCGGCAGACGACAUUGAGUACCUGCGCUCCAUCUUUUUGCAGAGCGACGUCGUGACCUGCCGGAAGAUGAUUGAGCCUCUGAUGUUUGAAGUCAGCGACUGCGGGACGUUCACACCUCUAUCGCUCAGCACGCUCAGCCUCUGGCCCGAUCGCACAAUCCUCGUCGAUUACGAAACGCACAUUCACGUGUGGUUGGGCUUGGCUGUGGUCAACAAGCUGCAGGCCGAGGCCAUUCACGCCGGCGCCACCAAGCUUGACAUGGCGAGCCACGCUCCCAUGACCUGGUGCCACAAGUACGUGCGUCGCGCUUCCAUGACCUGGUGCCACAAGUACGUGCGUCGCGCUUCCUCGCUGCGGUUCCCGCAUCCUCAGUUUAUCGCCAUGCUUACUCCUGCGCACAACGACACGAUUGCACUGAAUCUUAUCGACGCCCCAGACCUGGCGCGGCUCAGCGUAGAACAAUUGCAGUCGCAUCUGGAGAGGUUUCCGAAAUCCGACGAGUGGUCGCUGCGGAAUUACCUGCGCUUCAUCCAAACACUCGACAUGAAACACAGACCUGCUCCACUAUAA
This is a messenger RNA of Capsaspora owczarzaki ATCC 30864, 2649 nucleotides long. RefSeq lists its product as hypothetical. Bases 1 to 2649 code for a protein of 882 amino acids. Gene Ontology annotation, molecular function: GTPase activator activity; zinc ion binding. The record is from RefSeq and is a predicted model, not a curated record. Gene Ontology annotation, biological process: COPII-coated vesicle cargo loading; intracellular protein transport; endoplasmic reticulum to Golgi vesicle-mediated transport. NCBI's taxonomy places the organism in Eukaryota, Filasterea, Ministeriida, Capsasporidae. The transcript is spliced from 12 exons. Gene Ontology annotation, cellular component: endoplasmic reticulum exit site; COPII vesicle coat.